UAGAUAACUUGCUGUAGUUUUCUUCAUUUAAAAAUGUAACACAUAAACGACAUUGUGUUGAGACAUUUCACAAACUAUUGAAAACACAAUUAUUUACGUUAAAUAAUAGCGACAUUAGUGCUAAGCCCAAACUUUUUUUUUUUAUUUCUCUUGUUACCGACAGCAAAUGGAGAAUAUCAAAAACAGUAUAGGAAAAUAUAGGAAAACAACCAUAAAUAUUUUGUUUCUCCGUGGUUUGUGAAAUGUAUAAACACACAUUUAGAUAUUAUUAUGGUUGGGAAGUCAAUUGGGUUUGCAGUCACAGUGAAAAAGACUAAUAAUUUAUUUUUUUCUAAAAAAAAGAUCUUCUUAACCAUAUUAUCUCCAUUGAACUAUUUCUUCACCAUUAGAUAUUAUUAGUUGAAAAACUGAGACUUCUUCUAAUAUCUUAAAUGUUGACUGAGGACAUGAGAUUUUUUUUUGUUGUUGUUAUUUUACGUUUACAGCAGUAUAUAACUUUUACAUCGUCACGGAAUAUGAUGAUCAUCCAAACUUAAAAUAAACUGUAGUUUCAGUCCGACAAGUUCGGAACGAAUAUUCUAGUCAAACAUGUUUAUUAAAACUAUUCGAAUUCCGUUUUAACCUUUGCAAAUGUUUUCCUUAAACUAGACUCAGAUUAGAUUGGCAGAAUUAAAAAAGGCAACAAAACAAAUCUUUAUAUUACAUUAAUUCGGUUUCCUUUUGUAAUUGGUAUCUUGGCUCCUAUUGUAGAUUCGCUAAUUAGUUUUUGGCAGUGAUCCUAUAAACAUUUUGUGCUAUAUGGACCUUCUUGAAACUCUUUCAAACACCCUAGUUAUUUUUUUUGUAUAAUUUCGGGAAAACUUUUUUGACUUAUGAUGGGAAUUAUCGGAUGGUUCUCAUUGGCAAAGCGGACAAAUCAAUGAAUCUGGUAUUGAAAUUUCAUAACAGCUGUCAUUAAAAUGUAAUUUCUGAUGGAGGCUAAUAUUUGAUGUUUCAUAAAUUUUACUACAGUCGUAAACCUGUGACUUCUUGUCCUACGGUAUCCCUCGAUACACAAUAUAUUCCAAUCAUCUCUUUUGAACAAAUCUGCUUCCCAGAACUCCGUUUGGACAAACGUCUUAUUUGAAAUCAAGGCUUAAACGACAAUAAACUGCUUGACGUUUCCGUCUCCUCCAACACUUAUAUUGACUCGGCUUUUAAUUAAUUAUUAAAGGUUCAUUUACAUUACUAUAAUAGGCACUACACGGACUUGCGGAGUUGAGGUUUAAUUCUCUACCAAACCAUCGAAUUCCUAUAGUUUCCAAUCCUUGGAAUCCGAACUUCGUAAAAUCCUUACUGCUCUAUAUUUUGUCACAUAUAAAGUCAUUCAUAAAGACCUUAAUGUUUCAUGUGUCGCUGAUUUGGCUCGGUUCAAAUAUCUAUAUUUUUAUGAUAGACUUCAAACCCAUUCGAACCCACUUGUGUCCAGCCCUGUUUCUUCCUGACAAUCCUCCUAGGCGUCUGUAAAGAAGAUAGCAUCAGGAUCUUCUUACUUAAAACUAUUUAGGAAAUGCUAUGAUUGGAUGGUAUCUAUACAAGUCUGUUCGUGUUAUUAUUGCUCAUUUUUUUCCCAUUUACUGGUUGUAUUUAUUUAAUGAAAUUGUAAAUUACAAUAAAUAAAUAAAAAUCUUAUUUAAUUGUAAUUAACAAUUUUUUUUUCUUUGCUUUUGUAGUUGAUAUGUAUGAUGUGGCUUGCCGUUUUACUGGCGAUGCACGUUGGUGUUUCCUGUUCUCACAAUUGCUGACCGUGUGAAAACUCACGAUGUGCAAUCCGGAAGCGGCAAAGGAUGAUUUCCUCCUGCCUUGAUUUUCGGUUUGAUGUGUUCCACGGGAUACAAUCCUAUUUGAUUUCUUUUUCUUAGCGCUGCUGUUGACCCAGUUCUCACCUUUUUUUCCAACCUUAUCCUGGUCUCGAUUUAUUCCAUUCAUUCCAUUCAUGCCGCAAUGUGGUGUGACAUUGAUUGCUAUUUUAUCUUAAUCUUCCUUGCUUAUCUCUUAGCGAUAAUCGUUUAUUUAUCAGAUUAGUGAAUGACUAACAGUAGGUUUUUGUAUCUUUAUAACAGUAUUAAGAGAGGACAUAAUUGGUAAUUGGUUGACUGUCGUGGAUAAUGAAGAGAAGAAUAGUUGGGGUGGUCAGUCAAAAAGGAAGGCAAAAAUAAAUGAUAAUAUUUAUUUUUUACAUAUGCCGACGUUUCGACCUGAAGUUCAGGCCUUCAUCAAGGCUAAGAAAAUAACCAGAUAACAAGGUAUGAGAAACAUAAGUAAUGAUGGUGAAAAAGAUAAUAAAAAAUAAAGAAAUAAAAUAAAAAAAUUAGAAAAAUAAAAUAGAUAAAUAUAAAGUAAAAUGAAAUUGUUAGAAUAAUGACUAAGAACUAAGAUAUAAAUAAUAAAAACCGUUACAAAGUGUGGAAUGAUGAAGUAGGCAUAAUCAAAAAGGGUGACAAAAGUGUUACAAUGGGAAUCUUAGAAUAAAAUGUAAAACAUAAAAAAGAAAUAUGAAGUUAUAUAAGAAAUGAAAAUAAAUAGUAAAAUUAAAACAUUGAGAAUGGAGUAGUUGGAUAGAAAAUUGAGAUAUUGUAAAGAUGUACAGACAAUGUAUAAUAUAAUAAAGAGUUAAAAACAGAGAAAAGGAAUGAAAGGAAGGAGGGAAGAAAUUGAGAAAGCUGAAAUAAGAAAGAAAUAAAAGAAGUACUACCUGUCUCCUUAAGUGUCGCAGGGAGAAUAAAAGUCGUUACAAGGGAGGGGGAGAGAGAAGAGAUGUGUAGCUGGCGUCAUCUCUAACGGUUAUCCGACGAAGUUUGAACUAAAACGCUGGAAGCGUAAAUAGGCACGAGAGAUAUAUUACUCAGAAAAAUUAUGGAAAAUUGAACGAAAGUUAAUAGAAAGUGAAAGAAAAAUUCAAAAGAAAAAUAACUAUUGAGUAAUAAGGGAGAAAAAUUGAAAUAAAAAUAUAUCAUAUAACAUAUAUAUAUAUAUACACACAUACAUAUAUACACACACACACAAAUGUAUACAUAUACACACACACACGCACACACACACACACACACAUAUAUAUAUAUAUAUAUAUAUAUAUAUAUAUAUAUAUAUAUAUAUAUAUAUAUAUAUAAGCUGUCAGCAAAAAGGAAAGGAAUAUAGCUAUGGAUGUUUUAAUAAAUUCAGAAUUUGGGAACUUCUCAUACCUUGUUAUCUGGUUAUUUUCUUAGCCCUGAUGAAGGCCUGAACUUCAGGUCAAAACGUCGGCAUACGUAAAAAAUAAAUAUUAUCAUUUAUUUUUGCCUUCCUUUUUGACUGACCACCCCAACUAUUCUUCUCUUCAUUAAGAGAGGACCAUUGAUGACUCUCGGGUUUAAGCGAAACAAGGCCCCUGGAAGUUUAUUAUAUCUGUUCAUCCUCCAAAUUCUUAUAAUCGACUAUCCAACAAUAUAGCUUGUUUUUUAAAACUACAUUUUAUUUAUAAACUGCCAGAAAUGGUCUUGUUUUUAUUUGAGUAUUAAAGUCUGCUCGGAUGUAGCGGACAGAGAUUUAUCUGCGCGGAUCUUGGUACGACUCCAAAACGGGACAGCGUUGUCUGUGCGGUCAUAGAAAUAGAAUUAAUUGCAUACCAAGAAAAAUAACAAAUUUUUGUCUGAAUUUUCAGAAUUACAAAUUAAUAAAGUUUCAUUUUUUUUUUUUUGUUGAUGUGUGCGUUUAAGUAUAGGUAGUUUCUAUCAUUAUAAAUGUGUCCUGAUUUGCGUACUCAUAAGAGCUUUUUAAUGGCCUUCUCUUGGUAUCUCUGGUCUAAAUAAUCAUUUAAAUUGGUUAGAAACUUAUUUGUUUGUUACACUCAGUGAGGAAAUAUAAAUAAAAAAUUUAAAAAUAUAUUUUAUUUUGUACCGACGUUUUAGCUAGUUAAUCAUAGUAAUCAAUUAAUUUGAAUUAUAAUAAUAAAAACUAUAUCACAGAACUGUUGAAAACGACAUCAGUACUCCAAUUCCAACCUUUAAAUCAAAAUACGAGGAUGAAUAACCGAGAACUGGCUGAUUUCACUUAUUUUAGUGUAUCCGUUUGUAACGGAUUAUUUUUUAUAUUGUAACUGAUUAUAUUAUGUUGUAACUGAUAGUCCAAUGAUCGAGCAAAAAUAAACGGAUAUGCAAAAAAAAAGUAUUCUAAUAACAAUUUUUAGCAAACCGUGUUUUUUUUUCUUUUCAUGCCACAAUGUACAAAUCCCUAGCAUCGAAUUAUCUUCUUAUUCAGGCUUUAUUAAAUCAUUGUUUUGCAUAGAACAACUAUUUAAAUAAUUUCAAAUAUUAUUGUUAGUUAAAAAAAAAAAAAAAGACGGCGUAAAACCAUAUUGUGAAAAUUGAGUAAUUAGUUUAUGUGAAAUUUAAUAUUAUAUUUUUGUACAAUUAAAUUAAAUUUAAAAAGCUAUAUUUUGUGAAAAGAUAUGCUAGUUAUUCCAAUUUUUCUUGGCAGUGAAGAAAAUUUGUUUCUCUAAAAACAAUAUUCAAAAACCUGUUAUUUCCAUAACCGGUUUCUUUCCAAUAACUGCCAUUCUUACUUUAAAGCCUCUUUAUAUCCCAACUACGUUUUCCUAUUAUACUAAUCAAAAUUACAAAAACAAAUCUUGCUUACUAUUAGACUUCUAUUGUAUAUAAUUGUAAUUUCUAAUUUACGUAAUGGUUCACUUAAACAAUUAGAAUUAAAGUUCCGUAUGCAUUUUCUAAACGAAUUGAUAUGAUGUGCAAACUUUACAUGAUAUAGAUACUUUAGUUUCAUUUUAAUUACAAUGUAACUUUUAAAGUGUAAAAAUGAAUGCAUCUGAUGGGUUUCGUUAUUUGAAGUAAUUAAUUGAUUCCGCUAAUUUCAUAUUCAUAUGAUUUCUUUUUUUUAUAGAGUAUUGCUCACGUUCGUAUACUUGUAUCUAUCAUAUAAAUACUUUGAUAAGUAGUUAAAUAAAUUAGAAUAAAAUGAAGAUUUAUUUUUCAGCUUACCAGAAUUAUAAUAAUACGUUUGGGUGAUUGACGCGUGUGGCCGCUUACCUUGAAGCUCUAGUUCAGUCUGCUUCCUGAAUCCAUCAUUCCAUCACCCGUUCUCAGGAGACCCAUUAACCAAAGUAUAUUUCAACACUAUUGGAACAAACUGAGGGCUAGCAGACAAUAGUUUCCAUGUCCCGAUGAUAAGAGGUUCAGCGUCUCUGCCAAGGUGAAAGGUUGCGAAAUGGCAACUAUAGAUGGUCGGCCAGCACAAUAUGGCAUCUCCCUCAAGCAGCUGCGUGAGCUCAUGGAGCACCGUGGCCGUGAGGGAGUUGUCAAAGUUCAAGAAUUUGGAGGUGUUCAAGAAUUAUGUAAAAAAUUAUACACCUCUCCUAGUGAAGGUUUAAGUGGAAGUCAACCUGACCUUGAACAUAGAAGGGAGACUUUUGGCUCAAAUACAAUACCUCCUAAACCGCCCAAAACAUUUCUUCAGUUAGUAUGGGAAGCUCUUCAAGACAUUACGCUUAUUAUUCUAGAAAUAGCUGCUCUUGUUUCAUUAGGACUAUCACUUUAUCAACCUGCAGAUGACAAAGUGUUAGAUGAAGAUGAGGCGAAGCAUGGUUGGAUAGAAGGAGUUGCUAUUUUAAUAUCAGUUAUUGUUGUUGUACUUGUUACUGCGUUUAAUGAUUAUACUAAAGAAAGGCAAUUCCGUGGUUUACAAAGCAGGAUUGAAGGGGAACACAAGUUUUCUGUUAUCAGACAAGGAGAAGUAAAACAAAUAUCAGUAGGAGACAUUGUUGUUGGGGAUAUUUGUCAGAUCAAAUAUGGUGACCUCCUUCCAGCUGAUGGAAUUUUGAUACAAAGCAAUGACCUAAAGGUUGAUGAAUCCUCAUUAACAGGAGAGUCUGAUCAUGUCAAAAAGGGUGAAUCAAGUGAUCCUAUGGUGCUUUCAGGAACUCAUGUUAUGGAAGGAAGUGGAAAAAUGGUUGUAACAGCCGUCGGUGUCAAUUCUCAAGCUGGUAUAAUUUUUACUCUUCUUGGAGCUGCUGUAGAUGAACAGGAACAAGAAAUUAAAAAGAAACGAAAAGAAGCUAAAAAGAACCGCAAGAAGAAGAGUUUAUCAGGUGAUGAAGAAGCAGCAGUUACUGGAAACAGUCACAUGGUAAGUGGUAUUGGCGUAGGCUCUGCAACUGCCCAAGGCAGUAGUGAUGGUUUUGCUCAAAAGAAAGAUGAAUCUUCAGAUGACCACAAAAAGGAAAAAUCCGUACUUCAAGCAAAGUUAACAAAAUUAGCUAUUCAAAUUGGAUAUGCAGGAUCAACUAUUGCUGUUUUGACUGUUGUUAUACUGGUUAUUCAAUUUUGUAUAAGGACAUUUGUGAUUCAACAAAAACCCUGGAGCAAUGUUUAUGCUGGUGAAUUCGUUCGUCACCUGAUUAUUGGUGUUACUGUCUUAGUAGUAGCUGUGCCUGAAGGGUUACCAUUAGCUGUGACAUUAUCAUUAGCCUACUCUGUCAAAAAAAUGAUGAAGGAUAACAAUUUAGUUCGACAUUUGGAUGCUUGUGAAACUAUGGGAAAUGCAACAGCUAUUUGUUCUGAUAAAACUGGGACCCUCACCACAAAUAGGAUGACAGUUGUUCAAUCAUAUAUCUGUGAAGUUUUAAGCAAAACAACCCCAAAAUUUUCAACUAUUCCAGCAAGUGUUGGUAAUCUAAUUAUUCAGGCAAUAUCUGUUAAUUCUGCCUAUACUACACGUAUAAUGCCUGGUGAUGAUCCAAAUGAUGUUCCUAAGCAAGUUGGUAAUAAGACUGAGUGUGCUUUACUUGGUUUCGUACAAUCAUUAGGCAAAAAUUACCAAACCAUAAGAGAUGAUAUUCCAGAAGAAGUGUUUACUCGAGUUUAUACCUUCAAUUCUGUUAGAAAAUCAAUGUCCACUGUUAUUCCAAGAUCUGGUGGAGGUUUUCGCCUGUUCACUAAGGGGGCUUCAGAAAUAGUUUUGAAAAAAUGUGCAUUUAUUUAUGGACGUGAGGGCCAUUUGGAAAAAUUUACUAGAGAAAUGCAAGAAAGGUUAGUGAGGAAUGUUAUUGAACCAAUGGCUUGUGAUGGCUUGAGGACUAUAUCAGUAGCUUACAGGGACUUUGUACCUGGAAAAGCUGACAUAAAUCAAGUUCAUAUAGAUGGUGAACCCAAUUGGGAAGAUGAAGAGUACAUAACCAAUAAUUUAACAGCUCUGUGUGUUGUUGGUAUUGAAGAUCCAGUUAGGCCAGAGGUACCUGAAGCUAUUAGAAAAUGUCAGAGAGCUGGAAUUACUGUUAGAAUGGUUACUGGUGAUAAUAUUAACACAGCAAGAUCGAUUGCUACAAAGUGUGGCAUUGUUAAAGCUGGAGAUGAUUAUUUAAUUCUUGAAGGAAAAGAAUUCAACAGAAGAAUAAGGGAUUCAAAUGGAGAUGUCCAACAACAUCUGAUUGAUAAGGUUUGGCCAAAACUUCGGGUCCUUGCUCGUUCUUCACCAACUGAUAAAUAUACCUUAGUCAAAGGUAUCAUUGACAGUAAAAUCAGUGAAAGUCGUGAAGUUGUGGCUGUUACUGGUGAUGGAACAAAUGAUGCUCCAGCUUUGAAAAAAGCUGAUGUUGGCUUUGCAAUGGGCAUUGCAGGAACAGAUGUAGCCAAAGAAGCUUCUGAUAUUAUUUUAACUGAUGAUAAUUUCAGUAGUAUUGUCAAAGCUGUCAUGUGGGGAAGAAAUGUGUAUGACAGUAUAGCAAAGUUUUUGCAGUUUCAACUUACUGUGAAUGUUGUUGCUGUAAUUGUCGCAUUUAUUGGUGCUUGUGCUGUUCAAGAUAGUCCACUUAAGGCUGUGCAAAUGUUAUGGGUAAAUCUUAUUAUGGACACGCUUGCUUCUCUUGCUCUUGCAACUGAAAUGCCGACAUCGGAUCUUCUACUUAGAAAACCAUACGGCCGUACUAAACCACUAAUAUCUCGAACAAUGAUGAAAAAUAUCCUGGGUCAAGCAAUUUAUCAAUUAGGAGUUGUAUUUUCUCUUUUAUUUAUUGGUGACAAGAUGUUAGAUAUUCCAACAGGAAGAGGAGCAGAAUUUGGAGCUCCACCAACAGAACAUUUUACAGUUAUUUUCAAUACAUUUGUUAUGAUGACAUUAUUUAAUGAAAUAAAUGCUCGCAAAAUUCAUGGUCAACGUAAUGUAUUUGAGGGAUUCUUUACCAAUCCAAUAUUUUAUUGUAUAUGGAUUGGGACAGUUGCAGCUCAGGUGUUCAUUAUACAACUUGGAGGAAAAGCUUUUUCAACUCAUGAACUAAGUCUAGAGCAGUGGAUGUGGUGUUUAUUUUUUGGUGUUGGGACACUCUUAUGGGGUCAAAUUGUUACUACUGUUCCAACAAGGAAAAUUCCAAAAAUACUAUCAUGGGGACGUGGUCAUCCAGAAGAAUACACAGAGGCUAUUAACCUUGGCGAAGAGAAGUUUGAUAGUGACAGUGAUAAGAAACCAAGAGCAGGACAGAUUCUUUGGAUUAGGGGCUUGACAAGACUUCAAACUCAGGUGAUAGGUGGUGAAUUGCAAGAGCGUUUGAUUCCAGUUCCCUACAGCAAGAGCUCCACUGACCAAGCUAUUCGAGUAGUAAAUGCUUUUCGCCAAGGUCUUGAUGCAAGGUAUGGGGAAUCGUUCGCAGAGGUGCUCAGAAAGCAGACUGCUUUGAAUAAACGUCUCUCCCAAACCUCUUCCAUUGAAUAUGCUGAUAAUGUUAAUGAUGAGUUGAUGAUUCCUGAGAUAGACGUUGAGAGAUUAUCAUCGCACAGUCACACAGAGACAGCAGUCUAGUCACGUAUUUAUAACAUCACUUAAAAACACUGUUGCCUAAAAAAUUAAUUAAAAUAAAUGAAAAAAAAAAACAGGUCCUAAUCACCCGUUGUUGUUUGUUCAAGGGUAAAAGGCUCUGCGCAUGUAAUUAUUGUACAUUUUAUAGUCAAUAACUAAUAUGUUGAUUUAGCAAAAAGUAUUUUAGUUAAUUAGUAAGCUAAAUUAAGUAGUAAUGUCUAAACAAUGCUGCCUCUAUUUAUAUUGAUUAAAAUAAAGAAUGCCUGAAGGCCUUCAUUCUUUCAUCUUACUGAUCAUUCUCUCUGUUUUAAGUAUUACUAUGAUAGGUAAAAGACAAUGACAUUUCUGAACAUUUAUAAAAUAGCUGAAUUUGGUACAUUACACAUUUAACAUAAAAUGAUUAUUAAUUUUUAUCAUGUUUAAGGAUUUUAAAGUAUGUUAACUAUAGGGAGAAUGAAAAGUAUGUUUAUUAUAAAUUUUAUUCUUAAAAGUAUUCUUGGAUUAAUUAAGAUUGCUUGUAUUUACAUAUAGAUUUAUUAAGUCUUUUUCUGCACAUACAUUUGGCAAUGUAUGUAAAAGUGAAAACAUUAGUGUGAAUCUAUACCAAACUUUAAAUGAACAUUUUUUAUUUAAUAAUGUGUAAAUAAUGUUUUAGAUUUUAAAACAUUAUGUACAUAAAACAUGUUGAAUGUGUCAAAUUGUUUUCUAAAAUAAAAUUUUUAGAAAUCGCUACUAAAAUUAGUUGGCAAUAAAUUUUGAUAAUAGGUUGUUAUAAACUCAUUUUUGAGGCAUUUAAAUGUACAUUUGAAAAAAAAAAUUAAAUUAAAAGGAAGAUAAAGUCUGCCAUUUUGUUCUGACCUUAACGACGUUGUUCCACAAGAAUAAAAAUGUAUAUAUUAAAGUAAAAACACCUAGUUAAGUAUUAUUUUUCAAGUUUCUUAAAGACAUUGAUGAAUAAACUUCAUCAUUCCUGAGUCAUUGUUAAAAAUAUCAGCUUAAUACACCAAUGGUUUUAUGAAACGGAUCAUUUAAAUUAUUCUUGUGGUUGUUGUAAUGGGGAACAUAGUGUCUUAGGUAAUAUAAGAAAAACUAUACUAGCCUCUAUCUUGGAGGGACUUUCCUUAUAAUAAUAAAUAUGUAAUCAUUAUGAACUGUUUUUUCAACCAUUUGUUGGGUGCUUCUAUUUUGUGCCAUGCGAAUAUUUCUGCCAAAGAUUUUUGAAUAGGGAUGGAGGACCUAUUUUGUUCUAUAUAUCACUGGCAAAGUUUUAAUAAAUAUUUAUUCCAAUUUAUCAAUAAGUAGUAUGUGUUUGUAUCAUAUAUAUACACAUGUAUAUAUGCAUGUAUAUAUAUGAGAACAUUCACUCAUUCUUAUAUACACGUGCUCGUGCACAUGUGUAUAUGAACGUACAUACUUAUACAUCAACAUAAACACACAAAUACACCAACACAAACUGAAAACAUACACACAGACACUACACUACACAAACACAUACACAAAUAUACACACAUGUAUGUAUGAAUGAAUUUAUGUAAAAUUGAGAGUGAAAUUCAUCUUUUUAUAUAAAUAUAGCUUGUGCCCAAAAAAGGUUCGGUCGCUCUACUAAGGAUUGUGUUGUUGAAUUUACUCAGCAUUAUGUGCCUUAUGUCAUUUGCUUUUAUUGUUGAAAUUAUAUUGUUUAAUUAAACGAAAUGGCAUCUGUUCAUCUAUAUUAUACCUGUUAUAUAGUAAUAUGGACAUAACAGUGAUAACCAGGUAGUUACUUUGUUGACUUUUUAUGUAAGUUGUAGGAAGUGACGUAUAUAACAUAAUGUAAAUACACUAUGUAUGUAACGUGUUAUUAGUUUAUGACAUACACGUUAAAGUUAACUGAUGUUGAAGAUUGUGUUCAUUGAAAAUUAUCAUAACUGUUGUUAUCUGCAUAUGAUACUAUGAAAAAUGCAGUAUUCUUUUAACAGAAUGCAAGUUUUUGUGACCAUGUAUAGCAUAACUACUUAUGUAUUAAAGAACAAAUAAAUAAAAACAUCAUUUUAAGUAAUUGAAUGAAGACUUUUAAAUGUCCUGCAAUAAAAUACAUAAAUAUGUAGAAAUGCAUGCGCAUGUGUUUGUGUAUAUAUAUAUGUAUGUAUGUAUGUAUGUAUGUAUGUAUAUUACACACACACACAAACUCUCAUGGAAUUUAAGAUGUUCUAUAUUAACUCAUUAUAAAGAAAAUAAUUCAUAUUGAGCUGAAACUGUCUAUAGAUAAUAACCUAUGAUGGUAUGCAGUCUGUGGAAAGUGAAUUACUUUUUUGCAUAUUGCAGAAAAUCAUAUAUUGUUAAUAAUAUUGUAUGAUGUAUACAUUUUGCAUGUUUAUAUUCUAUAUUAUAUAUGCAUCCAUAUUACAUACCAUCAUGGUAAUGGCAUCAACCACACAAAUUAGUACCUACCUAUAACCUACCUGAUAUAAUCUUAACAUCUUGUCAUUUUCAUUUAUUAUUUCAAUUGAUUCUAAAAUUAUUAUUUUAUUAAAUGAAAAGAGGUCUGGAUUACUUGUGUCUUUUCUGUAUAUAAUUUAUAUAUUGAAUGAACUUCAUGUGUCAAUGAUAAUUGUUGAAUAAAUUAAUUCUUUACAGUCCAUUAUAUACUUAUUUAAUUGACAAUUUUAUGAUUUCUAAUAUUAUUUUAUACUUGAAACUAUGUAUAUUUAUAUAAUAACAAGUUUGUGUUAAUUUUUACCAAAAAGUGCACAAUUUUAUAUUUUUCAAAAAAUUACCAAUUUUUUAAUCGGUUUUAAUUUUGAACUUGAAGUCUGUGAAAUACAGGCUUAUUGCCAGUAUUGAGUUAUAAUAGUAAUAUUAAAUUUAUUUUAUUAAUACUUUAAUUUAAAUUGUGAUGUUGUCAAUAUUAUUUAUUUUUUUUAAAUUAAAAUGUAUCAAUUAAACAUGUCUGCAUGAAAUUCACAUAUUUUUUUAAAAUGAAUAAAAUAAUCCUGUGUUUAGGGAGUUUUAUAUUAUUAAUAAAACCAAUUACACUGAUAGUGAAUGAUUAGAUAAUAAGUACUGUUAAUCUGAAAACUGAAAUGUAUGAGAACUAAUUAUAUGUAUAUAGGUAGGAUCUGCCAAUUAAAGAUCUUUAAAGGUAUGUGGUAUAAUUCAUUAAAAGAUGGCCCUGGUGCACUGUAUAGAAUUAAGCUUGGAGUAAAGCGAUGAUAUGUCUUCAAUUGCUUGAGCUUUUAUGGUUCUUUAGAGCAAAGAAAUAAGGAAAGACUUUACUAUAAAGCAGUGCUCUAUAAACGAUUGUGUGAUAUUUCAGUUAUGACACCAUUGUUGAAGUUAUAUAAUAUAUAAGAUUAUGUCUGUUAGACAUACUCUAAACGCCUUUUUUUUCUAAUUUCCUUUUUUAUAAGAAGGGGCAAGUUUAGGCCUAGGUCCACUGAUUUUUAGCAAUGGUAAUUAUUUAUUUUGUGCCUGUGUUAAUUGUAAUUAUUUUUAUGUGAUACUUUUUUUUUUUUACAUAAUUCAGUAUAUAAAUAUAUGUGUGUGUGUGUGUGUGUAUAUAUAUAUAAAUACACACACACACACACACACACACGCGCAUCUCUAAGAUUUACAUGUUUAUAGAUUUUAUUACUAUAAAAUGCCUUCAUAUCUGUAUAUUAUAUUUGUGAAGUAUAAAAUAUUUAAUAUGUCAUUAUAACAGAUAAAAUCUUUAGCAUUCCUAGGAUUUUAAAGAAGGCCUUUAAGGUUCGGAAAAAAAAAAUUAGAAAAAAAGGGAUCAGUUAUAUGUUAUAAGAAAAAGAAAAUGUAAAUCUUCUUCGCCUUUGGACCAUUACUGCCAGUAUUUAAUUUAAAUAUAGUAUAUUUUAAGAAAUAUUAAGACAACUGAAGUUACUUUUACAAGAAUAAGAAAUCAUGUGAUAGCAUUAAUAAAAGUUAAAAUAAUUAGCCUUUUUUGCUUUCAUUUUUUUCUCAAUCCUUUGAUAUAGGUAUCAGCCAACACUUAAGCACUUUUAUUAUACAUUCUAUAAAUUGCAUUCUCCUUUUUAAAUUUUUUGCCAUGAUUAUUUAAUAAUUUUUUAAUAAUACUCAGAAAAAUUAAUUUCUUACAUUUAAUACUUGAGUUUGUCUUAAUUUAAUUGAAGCUAUAUUUGUGAUAUUGGUAAUUAAUUAGUGGCCUUGAGUCUAAACCUGUCCCCUUCCAUUUCAUCCUGACAUAAACUUCAAGCUGAUAUAGAUAAUUUAAAUUUUAAGUUGGACUCAAAAAUUUAGAGUAUAUUGUUAAUUUAAUUAUAUAUUGUAAUAUGUACAAACAAAUAAAUUCGAAUAUUGGUUAAUCAUGUUUAUUUAUUUAUUUUCUCAGAAUAUAUUUGUACCUAUGUAACUCCACAUUUUCAUAUAUAUUACCACAUCUUCUGUUUUAUUUGUCAUCCAAUUCAUUAAAUCUUUCAGGAA
Molecule: messenger RNA, 13251 nt
Organism: Nezara viridula (southern green stink bug)
Lineage: Eukaryota; Metazoa; Arthropoda; Insecta; Hemiptera; Pentatomidae
Source: the annotation of a GenBank genome assembly